UUGCCAAUAUGAUCAGGGAUCGAGCCGAGCCGGAAGACGAUUGGGAGCUGCACCCUUGUGUUUGCAUGGCGUCAUUCAGCAACUACAGAAGAGGAAAAAAGAAUGCCAGAGAGGCAGAGUACACCUCUCAUCUUGAAUCUGAAACCAGCGACGAAGAUAUCACAGCUGAGGUUGACCUGCCAGCUAAACGAAGAAUGCAGCUUCCGUCACCACCGCAUACGAUCGACAACACAGUCUGCAGUUCGGGACGCGCAUCACUCUCACCGCCACCGCUGGGCAGUAUGUGCAUCACUGAAGCUACACAAUCUCCUGGACCUUGCUUCUCACCCGAAGCAAGUGACGCUGUAAGCCGCAGCAGUCAGGCUGGAAGAGAUGACCCUGACGGAAACCUGACUGCGUAUCAGAAGAAGCUACUGAAGCUGGUGCUGGACAUUAAAGCAGCGCUCAGAGACUUGUCACAAAGGGUUGCAGCACUCGAAGGAACAGCAGCACCAGUCUACUCCUGUGAUGUCCUGGAGCAGAUUCUGCAGGAGCCACUUAGCAGUCUUAGGGACUGGGAAAUUUUAGAGGAAAAGCUACAGGACAAUGCCACAAGGCAGAACCUUGUGGAUCGCCUAGCUGUCCUUGGGGGCAGUUCCCUGAACGAUGUUGUAAGAAUCAUUAUGGAGACCUGCACAAGGAAGUCUGUUCAGCAACAACUGACUGUUGAAGGCCGCAAUGGCAAAAGACCAUUUAAAGGAACAAGGCUGUUUUCUUGCGUGUUGGCUGCAGUUCACAAACGCAUGGGUGUUUUGAAGGUGGGGGUCACCGACAAAGAAAUCUGCGCAAGGAUAAGUCGAUACCUGGCUUCUGCGGGUGACCGCGAGGGCGGCAGGAAGGAACGCACAAAGAAUGCCAUCGUUGAAGCUUCCGAAGGAUGCACCAUCGAAACGUCGUGCGACUUUCGAACUCGAAGGCUCCAAAUCACAUCAGGCACAACCGUGCGUGACGACACGGGGAUCGAGCCUGUCUGGCAGAUACAGACCACUGGUGGCCCAUUCCUCUCCAACUACACAGCAAUUGAAACCACUUGCGGUACGACUCUCCACGUUGAGCAUGAUGCCUUCCCGCCAUGUACACCACAGCAAGAAAGGAAGUUCUUGGUGUUUGAGAGCUGCUUGCUUGAGCUCUUUCGAACGUGCCCACAAUGUUUCUCCACCUGCUCCACCAAAAUCACCACGCAAGGCACCAUGAUAUCAGUGAAGAGCCAGUGCCGUCAUGGGCAUGUGCGAAGCUGGGACAGUCAGCCUGUGGUAAAUGGGAGGCCAACUGGAAACUUCCUCCUCUCGGGUGCCAUGUUCUUCUCCGGGGUUAAUGUUGCUCCCACUUUGCGAAUGCUCAAGCAUAUCAAUGUCGAAACAUUCAGGCUGACAACAUUCUACAAAUACCAGAGCAGCUUUCUUGUUCCAGUUGUUGAGAAGGUAUGGUGUGCAGAGCAAAAGGAGCUCCUCGACCAAUUGAAAGGCCAGGCUGUUGACGUGUCAGGGGAUGGAAAGUGCGAUUCACCAGGUUUUUCCGCAUGA
This is a messenger RNA of Ornithodoros turicata, 1562 nucleotides long. RefSeq lists its product as uncharacterized. Bases 9 to 1562 code for a protein of 517 amino acids. Lineage: Eukaryota; Metazoa; Arthropoda; Arachnida; Ixodida; Argasidae. The record is from RefSeq and is a predicted model, not a curated record. The transcript has 14 exons.